AUGGAGACAAAUCCACCAACCUCAGAAUUAAUGUCGCCGGUCCAUAGUUUCCCCAACCGGUUCUUUUGCAGCGACUUCCAAAAUGAUGAUGAAUUUAAUGCUCCAGCUUCUGUAUACACUUAUAUGCAUGUUGAUUGUUCUCAGUCAUCUGAAGCCCCUGUUAGAUCCCCGGAUGUUGUGAUAUCCAACAAUUUCAUGAACAACGCGUUUAAUAAUGAUCAGGUUAUGGAUAAUGUAGAAGGGGAAGAUUCGCAUAUGCAGGCCAUGACUGUUGCUGUUUCUGGAUCAUCUCAUGGUCCUUCUAUGUUUGCUGAAUCGUCACGCGGCCAGUUAGACGGGCCAUCGAAUCCAUACUUUGUUUUUGAUACCCCUCAGGGGGCCCGUUACUGGAUUCCUAACGUCGCUGAUAAGUUCAUACCAGUGUGUGGGAAAUCUUAUCCAACUUUUGCGGAUGUUCUUUCCAUGUAUGAACUUUAUGCGUUUGAAGCAGGUUUUUUUGUAAAAAAAGGGCAAACUAAAGUCUGGAAUGGAAUUCCCACACACAAGUAUCUUCGAUGCUCAAAAUAUGGAAAACCACAACCAAAGAGGACUUUUGACACCCUAGAUGAAUCUUCUGUUAAGCACCGGAGGACCAACUUCACAUGGUGUGACUGUAAGGCAAGCAUACUAGUCUCGAUCUCGAACGAUUCAUACACAGUUCUGAGUUUCAAUGAUAUUCAUAAUCAUGAACUUGUUGAGAGUUACAACCGUGAUCUUAGCAAGAUAUCACGGAAGCUGUCAUUCUCCACGAAACAAUUUAUUCACAAUAUGAGUCUAAACCGCAUCGGACCAAUGAGAGCUUAUAGAUGUCUUGUAGCUUUAAAAGGAGGGCAUCACAAUGUCAAUGGGACUCCGGUGGAUUUUAAAAACUUUAGCCACCAGUUGCGAAUUUUUAUUGGUGAACGCGACGCACAAGUUUUCCUUGAACGCCUGCGUGAGCGUUUUGACAACCUACCCAACUUCUAUUUUGAUUACACUGUAUCAAAUGGAAAGUUGUCUUCUGUAUUCUGGGCUGAUGAGAUUUCAAAGCUAAACUACAAAGCUUUUGGCAAUGUCCUCGCGUUUGACGCAACUUACAGCACAAACAGGUACAAGAUGGUUUUUGUUCCAUUCACGGGUGUGGAUCAUCAUUUCCAAUGUGUUACAUUUGGAGCGGGUUUGAUAUCAACCGAGUCCAUUGAAUCUUAUGUGUGGUUGCUUAAGGCUUUCUUGAAGGCACACGGUACUCAACCAACUCUCGUGCUGAGUGAUCAAGACCCAUCCAUGCUACAAGCUGUUCCUAUGGUCUUUACCGAAUCACGACACCGUCUAUGCAUGUGGCAUAUAAUGAAAAAACUACCCUCCAAGAUCUCUGCCGACGUGCUCGAUAACACUGAUCUUCGGUCCUGCAUUCACCGGUUGGUUUGGAAUGUUUAUAUCAAACCUGAAACGUUUGAGUCCCGCUGGAAUGACCUCCUACAAACAUUUGGGCUUCAAGACCACAGCUGGUUGAACGACAUGUACAACAUCAAACAUCUCUGGACAGCCAACGAUAUCGUCAACGUGUAUCGGAGUACAAAACCUCAUCCAUAA
Messenger RNA from Helianthus annuus (common sunflower), 1611 nucleotides. Its product is annotated as protein FAR1-RELATED SEQUENCE 5-like. The transcript is spliced from 7 exons. The record is from RefSeq and is a predicted model, not a curated record. Lineage: Eukaryota; Viridiplantae; Streptophyta; Magnoliopsida; Asterales; Asteraceae. Bases 1 to 1611 code for a protein of 536 amino acids. Gene Ontology annotation, biological process: regulation of DNA-templated transcription.